AUGUACAAGAUUUUAACAAAGACACUCAAACUUGCGGCCAUAUUGCUCCUGAUAUUUUCAAAGACAAUAAACCCCUCGUCUACACCUUCAGUAGGUGACAAUACAGCAGAUAAUUCUAUAUCGUCCGAUGGUGAAGUAUUAGACAAUGUUACUUCUACAACAGACAAUGUUUUCUCAACCAAAAGUGUUCAUAAUGCUACUUUUAUCUCUUCGGAAACCACAACGAUCAGUAAAAGUAGUACUGUUUCCGAUGAGAUAGAACUCAGCACCACUUCUAGUAGCAAAUUAACAGAAAGUACAAGUUCUUCGAUAGCAAACAUUACUGGUGUUUUUUCUCAAACAACCGAUGAAACAAUAGCAAUACCGACAACAAAUAUAUCUUCUUCUACAACAUCAGAAAAACAAUCAACGGUAACUGGAACUGAUUUGACAACAGAAACGUCAACAAAUACUCAGCCUGAAUCAUCAGCAUCUAUAUCUACUUUAAAAGAAUCCACCACAACAGAUAUAUUCACGACUUUUACAGAUAGAAGCCGAAUCGAAACGACAAGUGAACAAAACAGUACAACAUUGAAUCCUUCAAGUUCAUCAUAUACAACCACUGAAGAGUCGCCUUCUAACGUCUUCUAUCAACAACUUACAAAUACGAUAUCAGAAGAAACUACACAAAUCUCAACUGAAAACACAACCGAGUCACUCGCAAUAGGCUUAAAGUCCACUACAUCUGCGGAAAUAUCAUCAUCCUCAACCAUAUCAGCAAAUGCAGAAAAUAUAACUGGAUCGAACAUAAUAAGCGAAACCACGACCAUCGAGGCACCUACAACUUACGAAACUUCCAAAAUCAUGAGUUCUUCCAUAGAAACUGGCAUAUCUUCCACUAGAUUUGUUGAUGAAUCUACAAUAUCUGAUGAAACAAUUACAACUGCUUUCACAAGACUGGACGAUACAUCAACAGAAGGCAAAACUGAUGAGAGUACAAUUUUGCCUUACAUUGUCGAAUUUACGUCUACUACAAAUGAAGUGUCAAAUUUUGAAACAACUGUAGAAAAACAAGCAAACACAUCUUACAGUACCUCACAGUCUGUAACAGACCUACAAAGGUCCGAAGAAAUGUCAACAUUUGCUUCGGUAUCUAGACAAAACACAACUGACACAGUAAGUCAUAACAGUGCUUCCUCAGAAAUAUAUUCAACAGAAACAUUAACAAAUAAUAUUUUGCUUUCAAGUUCAACGUCAGAACCACACUCAACGAUAAUCGGAGCAGAAAGUACAACCGAUUAUGAGACUUCCUCCUUUCAAAACUCCAACCAAAUGACUUCUGAGCUUCUAAUGACAUCAGAAACAAAUGCAUAUUCGAAACCAUCUGAGAAAAUAUCCACAUUUUCAACUAGUGAAGAAAACACAAGUGCCUCUUCCUCUGUAACAAGCAUGAAAGCAAUCUCCGAAACAAGCUUGACAACGUCCGAAGAUAUAAAAACGUCACUUACAAGUACAACAUAUGAAACUUCCGAAAUGAUGAGCCCAACAACAAGUGUGAAACCGGAGUCUUCUAGUAGCACUGAGAAUGCCACUGUAUCUGUAGAAACGUCUCCAACCAUUUCGACUACUCUAGAAAUCAGCUCAACUGAAAGAGUAAGUGAGGAAAGUACCACUCCGACUACGCCUGUUGAAAGUACAACUUUUGAGACUUCCUCUUCUGUAAGCUCAACAGAGAGUACAAAUGAGACUCUAACUACCACAGAAACAAGUACAUAUUCCACAACAUCUGAGGAAUUAUCAACAUUUUCAACUUCUUCUGCUAGUGAGGAAAGUACAAGUGCCUCAUCCUCUGACACCAGCGUGGAACCAAGCAUGACAACAUCUGAAGACACAACAACAACACCACUUACAAGUACAACAUAUGAGACUUCCGGAAUGGUGAGCUCAACAACAAGUGUGACAACGGAGUCUUCCAGUAGCACUGAGGGUGCCACAAUAUCUGUAGAAACGUCUCCAACCAUUUCGACUACUCUAGAAAUCAGCUCAGCUGAAAGAGUAAGUGAGGAAAGUACCACCCCGACUACGCCUGUUGAAAGUACAACUUUUGAGACUUCCUCUUCUGCAAGCUCAACAGAGAGUACAAAUGAGACUCUAACUACCACAGGAGCAAGUACAUAUUCCACAACAUCUGAGGAAUUAUCAACAUUUUCAACUUCUUCUGCUAGUGAGGAAAGCUCAAGUGCCUCAUCCUCUGUAACAAGCUUGGAAACAAGCACGAAGACAUCUGAAGACACAACAACAACGCCACUUACAAGUACAACAUAUGAAACUUCCGGAAUGGUGAGCUCAACAACAAGUGUGACAACGGAGUCUUCCAGUAGCACUGAGGGUGCCACAAUAUCUGUAGAAACGUCUCCAACCAUUUUGACUACUCUAGAAAUCAGCUCAACUGAAAGAGUAAGUGAGGAAAGUACCACUCCGACUACGCCUGUUGAAAGUACAACUUUUGAGACUUCCUCUUCUGCAAGCUCAACAGAGAGUACAAAUGAGACUUUAACUAAGACAGGAGCAAGUACAUAUUCCACAACAUCUGAGGAAUUAUCAACAUUUUCAACUUCUUCUGCUAGUGAGGAAAGCACAAGUGCCUCAUCCUCUGUAACAAGCUUGGAAACAAGCACGAAGACAUCUGAAGACACAACAACAACACCACUUACAAGUACAACAUAUGAGACUUCCGGAAUGGUGAGCUCAACAACAAGUGUGACAACGGAGUCUUCCAGUAGCACUGAGGGUGCCACAAUAUCUGUAGAAACGUCUCCAACCAUUUCGACUACUCUAGAAAUCAGCUCAACUGAAAGAGUAAGUGAGGAAAGUUCCACUCCGACUACGCCUGUUGAAAGUACAACUUUUGAGACUUCCUCUUCUGCAAGCUCAACAGAGAGUACAAAUGAGACUCUAACUACCACAGGAGCAAGUACAUAUUCCACAACAUCUGAGGAAUUAUCAACAUUUUCAACUUCUUCUGCUAGUGAGAAAAGCACAAGUGCCUCAUCCUCUGUAACAAGCUUGGAAACAAGCUCGAAGACAUCUGAAGACACAACAACAACGCCACUUACAAGUACAACAUAUGAAACUUCCGGAAUGAUGAGCUCAACAACAAGUGUGACAACGGAGUCUUCCAGUAGCACUGAGGGUGCCACAAUAUCUGUAGAAACGUCUCCAACCAUUUCAACUACUCUAGAAAUCAGCUCAACUGAAAGAGUAAGUGAGGAAAGUUCCACUCCCACUACGCCUGUUGAAAGUACAACUUUUGAGACUUCCUCUUCUGCAAGCUCAACAGAGAGUACAAAUGAGACUCUAACUACCACAGGAGCAAGUACAUAUUCAACAACAUCUGAGGAAUUAUCAACAUUUUCAACUUCUUCUGCUAGUGAGGAAAGUACAAGUGCCUCAUCCUCUGUAACAAGCUUGGAAACAAGCACGAAGACAUCUGAAGACACAACAACAACGCCACUUACAAGUACAACAUAUGAAACUUCCGGAAUGGUGAGCUCAACAACAAGUGUGACAACGGAGUCUUCCAGUAGCACUGAGGGUGCCACAAUAUCUGUAGAAACGUCUCCAACCAUUUCGACUACUCUAGAAAUCAGCUCAACUGAAAGAGUAAGUGAGGAAAGUUCCACUCCCACUACGCCUGUUGAAAGUACAACUUUUGAGAGUUCCUCUUCUGUAAGCUCAACAGAGAGUACAAAUGAGACUCUAACUACCACAGGAGCAAGUACAUAUUCCACAACAUCUGAGGAAUUAUCAACAUUUUCAACUUCUUCUGCUAGUGAGGAAAGCACAAGUGCCUCAUCCUCUGUAACAAGCUUGGAAACAAGCACGAAGACAUCUGAAGACACAACAACAACAUCACUUACAAGUACAACAUAUGAGACUUCCGGAAUGGUGAGCUCAACAACAAGUGUGACAACGGAGUCUUCCAGUAGCACUGAGAGUGCCACAAUAUCUGUAGAAACGUCUCCAACCAUUUCGACUACUCUAGAAAUCAGUUCAGCUGAAAGAGUAAGUGAGGAAAGUACCACCCCGACUACGCCUGUUGAAAGUACAACUUUUGAGACUUCCUCUUCUGUAAGCUCAACAGAGAGUAUAAUUGAGACUCUAACUACCACAGGAGCAAGUACAUAUUCCACAACAUCUGAGGAAUUAUCAACAUUUUCAACUUCUUCUGCUAGUGAGGAAAGUACAAGUGCCUCAUCCUCUGUAACAAGCUUGGAAACAAGCACGAAGACAUCUGAAGACACAACAACAACGCCACUUACAAGUACAACAUAUGAAACUUCCGGAAUGGUGAGCUCAACAACAAGUGUGACAACGGAGUCUUCCAGUAGCACUGAGGGUGCCACAAUAUCUGUAGAAACGUCUCCAACCAUUUUGACUACUCUAGAAAUCAGCUCAACUGAAAGAGUAAGUGAGGAAAGUACCACUCCGACUACGCCUGUUGAAAGUACAACUUUUGAGACUUCCUCUUCUGCAAGCUCAACAGAGGGUACAAAUGAGACUUUAACUAAGACAGGAGCAAGUACAUAUUCCACAACAUCUGAGGAAUUAUCAACAUUUUCAACUUCUUCUGCUAGUGAGGAAAGCACAAGUGCCUCAUCCUCUGUAACAAGCUUGGAAACAAGCACGAAGACAUCUGAAGACACAACAACAACGCCACUUACAAGUACAACAUAUGAAACUUCCGGAAUGGUGAGCUCAACAACAAGUGUGACAGCGGAGUCUUCCAGUAGCACUGAGGGUGCCACAAUACCUGUAGAAACGUCUCCAACCAUUUCGACUACUCUAGAAAUCAGCUCAGCUGAAAGAGUAAGUGAGGAAAGUACCACCCCGACUACGCCUGUUGAAAGUACAACUUUUGAGACUUCCUCUUCUGCAAGCUCAACAGAGAGUACAAAUGAGACUCUAACUACCACAGGAGCAAGUACAUAUUCCACAACAUCUGAGGAAUUAUCAACAUUUUCAACUUCUUCUGCUAGUGAGGAAAGCACAAGUGCCUCAUCCUCUGUAACAAGCUUGGAAACAAGCACGAAGACAUCUGAAGACACAACAACAACACCACUUACAAGUACAACAUAUGAAACUUCCGGAAUGGUGAGCUCAACAACAAGUGUGACAACGGAGUCUUCCAGUAGCACUGAGGGUGCCACAUUAUCUGUAGAAACGUCUCCAACCAUUUCGACUACUCUAGAAAUCAGCUCAACUGAAAGAGUAAGUGAGGAAAGUUCCACUCCCACUACGCCUGUUGAAAGUACAACUUUUGAGACUUCCUCUUCUGCAAGCUCAACAGAGAGUACAAAUGAGACUCUAACUACCACAGGAGCAAGUACAUAUUCCACAACAUCUGAGGAAUUAUCAACAUUUUCAACUUCUUCUGCUAGUGAGGAAAGUACAAGUGCCUCAUCCUCUGUAACAAGCUUGGAAACAAGCACGAAGACAUCUGAAGACACAACAACAACACCACUUACAAGUACAACAUAUGAGACUUCCGGAAUGGUGAGCUCAACAACAAGUGUGACAACGGAGUCUUCCAGUAGCACUGAGGGUGCCACAAUAUCUGUAGAAACGUCUCCAACCAUUUCGACUACUCUAGAAAUCAGCUCAACUGAAAGAGUAAGUGAGGAAAGUUCCAAUCCCACUACGCCUGUUGAAAGUACAACUUUUGAGACUUCCUCUUCUGCAAGCUCAACAGAGAGUACAAAUGAGACUCUAACUACCACAGGAGCAAGUACAUAUUCCACAACAUCUGAGGAAUUAUCAACAUUUUCAACUUCUUCUGCUAGUGAGGAAAGUACAAGUGCCUCAUCCUCUGUAACAAGCUUGGAAACAAGCACGAAGACAUCUGAAGACACAACAACAACGCCACUUACAAGUACAACAUAUGAAACUUCCGGAAUGGUGAGCUCAACAACAAGUGUGACAUCGGAGUCUUCCAGUAGCACUGAGGGUGCCACAAUAUCUGUAGAAACGUCUCCAACCAUUUCGACUACUCUAGAAAUCAGCUCAACUGAAAUAGUAAGUGAGGAAAGUUCCAAUCCCACUACGCCUGUUGAAAGUACAACUUUUGAGAGUUCCUCUUCUGUAAGCUCAACAGAGAGUACAAAUGAGACUCUAACUACCACAGGAGCAAGUACAUAUUCCACAACAUCUGAGGAAUUAUCAACAUUUUCAACUUCUUCUGCUAGUGAGGAAAGUACAAGUGCCUCAUCCUCUGUAACAAGCUUGGAAACAAGCACGAAGACAUCUGAAGACACAACAACAACGCCACUUACAAGUACAACAUAUGAAACUUCCGGAAUGGUGAGCUCAACAACAAGUGUGACAGCGGAGUCUUCCAGUAGCACUGAGGGUGCCACAAUAUCUGUAGAAACGUCUCCAACCAUUUCGACUACUCUAGAAAUCAGCUCAACUGAAAGAGUAAGUGAGGAAAGUUCCACUCCCAUUACGCCUGUUGAAAGUACAACUUUUGAGACUUCCUCUUCUGUAAGCUCAACAGAGAGUACAAAUGAGACUCUAACUACCACAGGAGCAAGUACAUAUUCCACAACAUCUGAGGAAUUAUCAACAUUUUCAACUUCUUCUGCUAGUGAGGAAAGUACAAGUGCCUCAUCCUCUGUAACAAGCUUGGAAACAAGCACGAAGACAUCUGAAGACACAACAACAACGCCACUUACAAGUACAACAUAUGAAACUUCCGGAAUGGUGAGCUCAACAACAAGUGUGACAGCGGAGUCUUCCAGUAGCACUGAGGGUGCCACAAUAUCUGUAGAAACGUCUCCAACCAUUUCGACUACUCUAGAAAUCAGCUCAACUGAAAGAGUAAGUGAGGAAAGUUCCACUCCCAUUACGCCUGUUGAAAGUACAACUUUUGAGACUUCCUCUUCUGUAAGCUCAACAGAGAGUACAAAUGAGACUCUAACUACCACAGGAGCAAGUACAUAUUCCACAACAUCUGAGGAAUUAUCAACAUUUUCAACUUCUUCUGCUAGUGAGGAAAGUACAAGUGCCUCAUCCUCUGUAACAAGCUUGGAAACAAGCACGAAGACAUCUGAAGACACAACAACAACGCCACUUACAAGUACAACAUAUGAAACUUCCGGAAUGAUGAGCUCAACAACAAGUGUGACAACGGAGUCUUCCAGUAGCACUGAGGGUGCCACAAUAUCUGUAGAAACGUCUCCAACCAUUUCGACUACUCUAGAAAUCAGCUCAACUGAAAGAAGUACAAAUGAGACUCUAACUACCACAGGAGCAAGUACAUAUUCCACAACAUCUGAGGAAUUAUCAACAUUUUCAACUUCUUCUGCUAGUGAGGAAAGUACAAGUGCCUCAUCCUCUGUAACAAGCUUGGAAACAAGCACGAAGACAUCUGAAGACACAACAACAACGCCACUUACAAGUACAACAUAUGAAACUUCCGGAAUGGUGAGCUCAACAACAAGUGUGACAGCGGAGUCUUACAGUAGCACUGAGGGUGCCACAAUAUCUGUAGAAACGUCUCCAACCAUUUCGACUACUCUAGAAAUCAGCUCAACUGAAAGAGUAAGUGAGGAAAGUUCCACUCCCACUACGCCUGUUGAAAGUACAACUUUUGAGACUUCCUCUUCUGCAAGCUCAACAGAGAGUACAAAUGAGACUUUAACUAAGACAGGAGCAAGUACAUAUUCCACAACAUCUGAGGAAUUAUCAACAUUUUCAUCAUCUUCUGGUAGUGAGGAAAGCACAAGUGCCUCAUCCUCUGUAACAAGCUUGGAAACAAGCACGAAGACAUCUGAAGACACAACAACAACGCCACUUACAAGUACAACAUAUGAAACUUCCGGAAUGGUGAGCUCAACAACAAGUGUGACAACGGAGUCUUCCAGUAGCACUGAGGGUGCCACAAUAUCUGUAGAAACGUCUCCAACCAUUUCGACUACUCUAGAAAUCAGCUCAGCUGAAAGAGUAAGUGAGGAAAGUACCACCCCGACUACGCCUGUUGAAAGUACAACUUUUGAGACUUCCUCUUCUGCAAGCUCAACAGAGAGUACAAAUAAAACUCUAACUACCACAGGAGCAAGUACAUAUUCCACAACAUCUGAGGAAUUAUCAACAUUUUCAACUUCUUCUGCUAGUGAGGAAAGCACAAGUGCCUCAUCCUCUGUAACAAGCUUGGAAACAAGCACGAAGACAUCUGAAGACACAACAACAACACCACUUACAAGUACAACAUAUGAAACUUCCGGAAUGGUGAGCUCAACAACAAGUGUGACAACGGAGUCUUCCAGUAGCACUGAGGGUGCCACAAUAUCUGUAGAAACGUCUCCAACCAUUUCGACUACUCUAGAAAUCAGCUCAACUGAAAGAGUAAGUGAGGAAAGUUCCACUCCCACUACGCCUGUUGAAAGUACAACUUUUGAGACUUCCUCUUCUGCAAGCUCAACAGAGAGUACAAAUGAGACUCUAACUACCACAGGAGCAAGUACAUAUUCCACAUCAUCUGAGGAAUUAUCAACAUUUUCAACUUCUUCUGCUAGUGAGGAAAGUACAAGUGCCUCAUCCUCUGUAACAAGCUUGGAAACAAGCACGAAGACAUCUGAAGACACAACAACAACGCCACUUACAAGUACAACAUAUGAAACUUCCGGAAUGGUGAGCUCAACAACAAGUGUGACAGCGGAGUCUUCCAGUAGCACUGAGGGUGCCACAAUAUCUGUAGAAACGUCUCCAACCAUUUCGACUACUCUAGAAAUCAGCUCAACUGAAAGAGUAAGUGAGGAAAGUUCCACUCCCACUACGCCUGUUGAAAGUACAACUUUUGAGACUUCCUCUUCUGUAAGCUCAACAGAGAGUACAAAUGAGACUCUAACUACCACAGGAGCAAGUACAUAUUCCACAACAUCUGAGGAAUUAUCAACAUUUUCAACUUCUUCUGCUAGUGAGGAAAGCACAAGUGCCUCAUCCUCUGUAACAAGCUUGGAAACAAGCACGAAGACAUCUGAAGACACAACAACAACGCCACUUACAAGUACAACAUAUGAAACUUCCGGAAUGGUGAGCUCAACAACAAGUGUGACAACGGAGUCUUCCAGUAGCACUGAGGGUGCCACAAUAUCUGUAGAAACGUCUCCAACCAUUUCGACUACUCUAGAAAUCAGCUCAACUGAAAGAGUAAGUGAGGAAAGUUCCACUCCCACUACGCCUGUUGAAAGUACAACUUUUGAGAGUUCCUCUUCUGUAAGCUCAACAGAGAGUACAAAUGAGACUCUAACUACCACAGGAGCAAGUACAUAUUCCACAACAUCUGAGGAAUUAUCAACAUUUUCAACUUCUUCUGCUAGUGAGGAAAGUACAAGUGCCUCAUCCUCUGUAACAAGCUUGGAAACAAGCACGAAGACAUCUGAAGACACAACAACAACACCACUUACAAGUACAACAUAUGAGACUUCCGGAAUGGUGAGCUCAACAACAAGUGUGACAACGGAGUCUUCCAGUAGCACUGAGGGUGCCACAAUAUCUGUAGAAACGUCUCCAACCAUUUCGACUACUCUAGAAAUCAGCUCAACUGAAAGAGUAAGUGAGGAAAGUUCCACUCCCACUACGCCUGUUGAAAGUACAACUUUUGAGACUUCCUCUUCUGCAAGCUCAACAGAGAGUACAAAUGAGACUCUAACUACCACAGGAGCAAGUACAUAUUCCACAACAUCUGAGGAAUUAUCAACAUUUUCAACUUCUUCUGCUAGUGAGGAAAGUACAAGUGCCUCAUCCUCUGUAACAAGCUUGGAAACAAGCACGAAGACAUCUGAAGACACAACAACAACGCCACUUACAAGUACAACAUAUGAAACUUCCGGAAUGGUGAGCUCAACAACAAGUGUGACAGCGGAGUCUUCCAGUAGCACUGAGGGUGCCACAAUAUCUGUAGAAACGUCUCCAACCAUUUCGACUACUCUAGAAAUCAGCUCAACUGAAAUAGUAAGUGAGGAAAGUUCCACUCCCACUACGCCUGUUGGAAGUACAACUUUUGAGAGUUCCUCUUCUGUAAGCUCAACAGAGAGUACAAAUGAGACUCUAACUACCACAGGAGCAAGUACAUAUUCCACAACAUCUGAGGAAUUAUCAACAUUUUCAACUUCUUCUGCUAGUGAGGAAAGUACAAGUGCCUCAUCCUCUGUAACAAGCUUGGAAACAAGCACGAAGACAUCUGAAGACACAACAACAACGCCACUUACAAGUACAACAUAUGAAACUUCCGGAAUGGUGAGCUCAACAACAAGUGUGACAGCGGAGUCUUCCAGUAGCACUGAGGGUGCCACAAUAUCUGUAGAAACGUCUCCAACCAUUUCGACUACUCUAGAAAUCAGCUCAACUGAAAGAGUAAGUGAGGAAAGUUCCACUCCCAUUACGCCUGUUGAAAGUACAACUUUUGAGACUUCCUCUUCUGUAAGCUCAACAGAGAGUACAAAUGAGACUCUAACUACCACAGGAGCAAGUACAUAUUCCACAACAUCUGAGGAAUUAUCAACAUUUUCAACUUCUUCUGCUAGUGAGGAAAGUACAAGUGCCUCAUCCUCUGUAACAAGCUUGGAAACAAGCACGAAGACAUCUGAAGACACAACAACAACGCCACUUACAAGUACAACAUAUGAAACUUCCGGAAUGAUGAGCUCAACAACAAGUGUGACAACGGAGUCUUCCAGUAGCACUGAGGGUGCCACAAUAUCUGUAGAAACGUCUCCAACCAUUUCGACUACUCUAGAAAUCAGCUCAACUGAAAGAGUAAGUGAGGAAAGUUCCACUCCCCCUACGCCUGUUGAAAGUACAACUUUUGAGACUUCCUCUUCUGUAAGCUCAACAGAGAGUACAAAUGAGACUCUAACUACCACAGGAGCAAGUACAUAUUCCACAACAUCUGAGGAAUUAUCAACAUUUUCAACUUCUUCUGCUAGUGAGGAAAGUACAAGUGCCUCAUCCUCUGUAACAAGCUUGGAAACAAGCACGAAGACAUCUGAAGACACAACAACAACGCCACUUACAAGUACAACAUAUGAAACUUCCGGAAUGGUGAGCUCAACAACAAGUGUGACAGCGGAGUCUUCCAGUAGCACUGAGGGUGCCACAAUAUCUGUAGAAACGUCUCCAACCAUUUCGACUACUCUAGAAAUCAGCUCAACUGAAAGAGUAAGUGAGGAAAGUUCCACUCCCACUACGCCUGUUGAAAGUACAACUUUUGAGACUUCCUCUUCUGCAAGCUCAACAGAGAGUACAAAUGAGACUCUAACUACCACAGGAGCAAGUACAUAUUCCACAACAUCUGAGGAAUUAUCAACAUUUUCAACUUCUUCUGCUAGUGAGGAAAGUACAAGUGCCUCAUCCUCUGUAACAAGCUUGGAAACAAGCACGAAGACAUCUGAAGACACAACAACAACGCCACUUACAAGUACAACAUAUGAAACUUCCGGAAUGGUGAGCUCAACAACAAGUGUGACAGCGGAGUCUUCCAGUAGCACUGAGGGUGCCACAAUAUCUGUAGAAACGUCUCCAACCAUUUCGACUACUCUAGAAAUCAGCUCAACUGAAAGAGUAAGUGAGGAAAGUUCCACUCCCACUACGCCUGUUGAAAGUACAACUUUUGAGACUUCCUCUUCUGCAAGCUCAACAGAGAGUACAAAUGAGACUCUAACUACCACAGGAGCAAGUACAUAUUCCACAACAUCUGAGGAAUUAUCAACAUUUUCAACUUCUUCUGCUAGUGAGGAAAGCACAAGUGCCUCAUCCUCUGUAACAAGCUUGGAAACAAGCACGAAGACAUCUGAAGACACAACAACAACGCCACUUACAAGUACAACAUAUGAAACUUCCGGAAUGGUGAGCUCAACAACAAGUGUGACAACGGAGUCUUCCAGUAGCACUGAGGGUGCCACAAUAUCUGUAGAAACGUCUCCAACCAUUUCGACUACUCUAGAAAUCAGCUCAACUGAAAGAGUAAGUGAGGAAAGUACCACUCCCACUACGCCUGUUGAAAGUACAACUUUUGAGAGUUCCUCUUCUGUAAGCUCAACAGAGAGUACAAAUGAGACUCUAACUACCACAGGAGCAAGUACAUAUUCCACAACAUCUGAGGAAUUAUCAACAUUUUCAACUUCUUCUGCUAGUGAGGAAAGUACAAGUGCCUCAUCCUCUGUAACAAGCUUGGAAACAAGCACGAAGACAUCUGAAGACACAACAACAACGCCACUUACAAGUACAACAUAUGAAACUUCCGGAAUGGUGAGCUCAACAACAAGUGUGACAGCGGAGUCUUACAGUAGCACUGAGGGUGCCACAAUAUCUGUAGAAACGUCUCCAACCAUUUCGACUACUCUAGAAAUCAGCUCAACUGAAAGAGUAAGUGAGGAAAGUUCCACUCCCACUACGCCUGUUGAAAGUACAACUUUUGAGACUUCCUCUUCUGCAAGCUCAACAGAGAGUACAAAUGAGACUCUAACUACCACAGGAGCAAGUACAUAUUCCACAACAUCUGAGGAAUUAUCAACAUUUUCAACUUCUUCUGCUAGUGAGGAAAGUACAAGUGCCUCAUCCUCUGUAACAAGCUUGGAAACAAGCACGAAGACAUCUGAAGACACAACAACAACGCCACUUACAAGUACAACAUAUGAAACUUCCGGAAUGGUGAGCUCAACAACAAGUGUGACAACGGAGUCUUCCAGUAGCACUGAGGGUGCCACAAUAUCUGUAGAAACGUCUCCAACCAUUUCGACUACUCUAGAAAUCAGCUCAACUGAAAGAGUAAGUGAGGAAAGUUCCACUCCCACUACGCCUGUUGAAAGUACAACUUUUGAGACUUCCUCUUCUGCAAGCUCAACAGAGAGUACAAAUGAGACUCUAACUACCACAGGAGCAAGUACAUAUUCCACAACAUCUGAGGAAUUAUCAACAUUUUCAACUUCUUCUGCUAGUGAGGAAAGUACAAGUGCCUCAUCCUCUGUAACAAGCUUGGAAACAAGCACGAAGACAUCUGAAGACACAACAACAACGCCACUUACAAGUACAACAUAUGAAACUUCCGGAAUGGUGAGCUCAACAACAAGUGUGACAGCGGAGUCUUACAGUAGCACUGAGGGUGCCACAAUAUCUGUAGAAACGUCUCCAACCAUUUCGACUACUCUAGAAAUCAGCUCAACUGAAAGAGUAAGUGAGGAAAGUUCCACUCCCACUACGCCUGUUGAAAGUACAACUUUUGAGACUUCCUCUUCUGCAAGCUCAACAGAGAGUACAAAUGAGACUCUAACUACCACAGGAGCAAGUACAUAUUCCACAACAUCUGAGGAAUUAUCAACAUUUUCAACUUCUUCUGCUAGUGAGGAAAGUACAAGUGCCUCAUCCUCUGUAACAAGCUUGGAAACAAGCACGAAGACAUCUGAAGACACAACAACAACGCCACUUACAAGUACAACAUAUGAAACUUCCGGAAUGGUGAGCUCAACAACAAGUGUGACAGCGGAGUCUUCCAGUAGCACUGAGGGUGCCACAAUAUCUGUAGAAACGUCUCCAACCAUUUCGACUACUCUAGAAAUCAGCUCAACUGAAAGAGUAAGUGAGGAAAGUUCCACUCCCACUACGCCUGUUGAAAGUACAACUUUUGAGACUUCCUCUUCUGUAAGCUCAACAGAGAGUACAAAUGAGACUCUAACUACCACAGGAGCAAGUACAUAUUCCACAACAUCUGAGGAAUUAUCAACAUUUUCAACUUCUUCUGCUAGUGAGGAAAGUACAAGUGCCUCAUCCUCUGUAACAAGCUUGGAAACAAGCACGAAGACAUCUGAAGACACAACAACAACGCCACUUACAAGUACAACAUAUGAAACUUCCGGAAUGAAGAGCUCAACAACAAGUGUGACAUCGGAGUCUUCCAGUAGCACUGAGGGUGCCACAAUAUCUGUAGAAACGUCUCCAACCAUUUCGACUACUCUAGAAAUCAGCUCAACUGAAAGAGUAAGUGAGGAAAGUUCCACUCCCACUACGCCUGUUGAAAGUACAACUUUUGAGAGUUCCUCUUCUGUAAGCUCAACAGAGAGUACAAAUGAGACUCUAACUACCACAGGAGCAAGUACAUAUUCCACAACAUCUGAGGAAUUAUCAACAUUUUCAACUUCUUCUGCUAGUGAGGAAAGUACAAGUGCCUCAUCCUCUGUAACAAGCUUGGAAACAAGCACGAAGACAUCUGAAGACACAACAACAACGCCACUUACAAGUACAACAUAUGAAACUUCCGGAAUGGUGAGCUCAACAACAAGUGUGACAACGGAGUCUUCCAGUAGCACUGAGGGUGCCACAAUAUCUGUAGAAACGUCUCCAACCAUUUCGACUACUCUAGAAAUCAGCUCAACUGAAAGAGUAAGUGAGGAAAGUACCACUCCCACUACGCCUGUUGAAAGUACAACUUUUGAGACUUCCUCUUCUGUAAGCUCAACAGAGAGUACAAAUGAGACUCUAACUACCACAGGAGCAAGUACAUAUUCCACAACAUCUGAGGAAUUAUCAACAUUUUCAACUUCUUCUGCUAGUGAGGAAAGUACAAGUGCCUCAUCCUCUGUAACAAGCUUGGAAACAAGCACGAAGACAUCUGAAGACACAACAACAACGCCACUUACAAGUACAACAUAUGAAACUUCCGGAAUGGUGAGCUCAACAACAAGUGUGACAACGGAGUCUUCCAGUAGCACUGAGGGUGCCACAAUAUCUGUAGAAACGUCUCCAACCAUUUCGACUACUCUAGAAAUCAGCUCAACUGAAAGAAGUACAAAUGAGACUCUAACUACCACAGGAGCAAGUACAUAUUCCACAACAUCUGAGGAAUUAUCAACAUUUUCAACUUCUUCUGCUAGUGAGGAAAGUACAAGUGCCUCAUCCUCUAUAACAAGCUUGGAAACAAGCACGAAGACAUCUGAAGACACAACAACAACGCCACUUACAAGUACAACAUAUGAAACUUCCGGAAUGGUGAGCUCAACAACAAGUGUGACAGCGGAGUCUUCCAGUAGCACUGAGGGUGCCACAAUAUCUGUAGAAACGUCUCCAACCAUUUCGACUACUCUAGAAAUCAGCUCAACUGAAAGAGUAAGUGAGGAAAGUUCCACUCCCACUACGCCUGUUGAAAGUACAACUUUUGAGACUUCCUCUUCUGCAAGCUCAACAGAGAGUACAAAUGAGACUCUAACUACCACAGGAGCAAGUACAUAUUCCACAACAUCUGAGGAAUUAUCAACAUUUUCAACUUCUUCUGCUAGUGAGGAAAGUACAAGUGCCUCAUCCUCUGUAACAAGCUUGGAAACAAGCACGAAGACAUCUGAAGACACAACAACAACGCCACUUACAAGUACAACAUAUGAAACUUCCGGAAUGGUGAGCUCAACAACAAGUGUGACAACGGAGUCUUACAGUAGCACUGAGGGUGCCACAAUAUCUGUAGAAACGUCUCCAACCAUUUCGACUACUCUAGAAAUCAGCUCAACUGAAAGAGUAAGUGAGGAAAGUUCCACUCCCACUACGCCUGUUGAAAGUACAACUUUUGAGACUUCCUCUUCUGUAAGCUCAACAGAGAGUACAAAUGAGACUCUAACUACCACAGGAGCAAGUACAUAUUCCACAACAUCUGAGGAAUUAUCAACAUUUUCAACUUCUUCUGCUAGUGAGGAAAGUACAAGUGCCUCAUCCUCUGUAACAAGCUUGGAAACAAGCACGAAGACAUCUGAAGACACAACAACAACGCCACUUACAAGUACAACAUAUGAAACUUCCGGAAUGGUGAGCUCAACAACAAGUGUGACAGCGGAGUCUUCCAGUAGCAUAGAGGGUGCCACAAUAUCUGUAGAAACGUCUCCAACCAUUUCGACUACUCUAGAAAUCAGCUCAACUGAAAGAGUAAGUGAGGAAAGUUCCACUCCCAUUACGCCUGUUGAAAGUACAACUUUUGAGACUUCCUCUUCUGUAAGCUCAACAGAGAGUACAAAUGAGACUCUAACUACCACAGGAGCAAGUACAUAUUCCACAACAUCUGAGGAAUUAUCAACAUUUUCAACUUCUUCUGCUAGUGAGGAAAGUACAAGUGCCUCAUCCUCUGUAACAAGCUUGGAAACAAGCACGAAGACAUCUGAAGACACAACAACAACGCCACUUACAAGUACAACAUAUGAAACUUCCGGAAUGGUGAGCUCAACAACAAGUGUGACAGCGGAGUCUUCCAGUAGCACUGAGGGUGCCACAAUAUCUGUAGAAACGUCUCCAACCAUUUCGACUACUCUAGAAAUCAGCUCAACUGAAAGAGUAAGUGAGGAAAGUACCACUCCCACUACGCCUGUUGAAAGUACAACUUUUGAGACUUCCUCUUCUGCAAGCUCAACAGAGAGUACAAAUGAGACUCUAACUACCACAGGAGCAAGUACAUAUUCCACAACAUCUGAGGAAUUAUCAACAUUUUCAACUUCUUCUGCUAGUGAGGAAAGUACAAGUGCCUCAUCCUCUAUAACAAGCUUGGAAACAAGCACGAAGACAUCUGAAGACACAACAACAACGCCACUUACAAGUACAACAUAUGAAACUUCCGGAAUGGUGAGCUCAACAACAAGUGUGACAGCGGAGUCUUCCAGUAGCACUGAGGGUGCCACAAUAUCUGUAGAAACGUCUCCAACCAUUUCGACUACUCUAGAAAUCAGCUCAACUGAAAGAGUAAGUGAGGAAAGUACCACUCCCACUACGCCUGUUGAAAGUACAACUUUUGAGACUUCCUCUUCUGCAAGCUCAACAGAGAGUACAAAUGAGACUCUAACUACCACAGGAGCAAGUACAUAUUCCACAACAUCUGAGGAAUUAUCAACAUUUUCAACUUCUUCUGCUAGUGAGGAAAGCUCAAGUGCCUCAUCCUCUGUAACAAGCUUGGAAACAAGCACGAAGACAUCUGAAGACACAACAACAACGCCACUUACAAGUACAACAUAUGAAACUUCCGGAAUGGUGAGCUCAACAACAAGUGUGACAACGGAGUCUUACAGUAGCACUGAGGGUGCCACAAUAUCUGUAGAAACGUCUCCAACCAUUUCGACUACUCUAGAAAUCAGCUCAACUGAAAGAGUAAGUGAGGAAAGUUCCACUCCCACUACGCCUGUUGAAAGUACAACUUUUGAGAGUUCCUCUUCUGUAAGCUCAACAGAGAGUACAAAUGAGACUCUAACUACCACAGGAGCAAGUACAUAUUCCACAACAUCUGAGGAAUUAUCAACAUUUUCAACUUCUUCUGCUAGUGAGGAAAGUACAAGUGCCUCAUCCUCUGUAACAAGCUUGGAAACAAGCACGAAGACAUCUGAAGACACAACAACAACGCCACUUACAAGUACAACAUAUGAAACUUCCGGAAUGGUGAGCUCAACAACAAGUGUGACAGCGGAGUCUUCCAGUAGCACUGAGGGUGCCACAAUAUCUGUAGAAACGUCUCCAACCAUUUCGACUACUCUAGAAAUCAGCUCAACUGAAAGAGUAAGUGAGGAAAGUUCCACUCCCACUACGCCUGUUGAAAGUACAACUUUUGAGAGUUCCUCUUCUGUAAGCUCAACAGAGAGUACAAAUGAGACUCUAACUACCACAGGAGCAAGUACAUAUUCAACAACAUCUGAGGAAUUAUCAACAUUUUCAACUUCUUCUGCUAGUGAGGAAAGUACAAGUGCCUCAUCCUCUGUAACAAGCUUGGAAACAAGCACGAAGACAUCUGAAGACACAACAACAACGCCACUUACAAGUACAACAUAUGAAACUUCCGGAAUGGUGAGCUCAACAACAAGUGUGACAGCGGAGUCUUCCAGUAGCACUGAGGGUGCCACAAUAUCUGUAGAAACGUCUCCAACCAUUUCGACUACUCUAGAAAUCAGCUCAACAGAAAGAGUAGGUGAGGAAAGUUCCACUCCCACUACGCCUGUUGAAAGUACAACUUUUGAGACUUCCUCUUCUGUAAGCUCAACAGAGAGUACAAAUGAGACUCUAACUACCACAGGAGCAAACACAACAACAACGCCACUUACAAGUACAACAUAUGAAACUUCCGGAAUGGUGAGCUCAACAACAAGUGUGACAACGGAGUCUUCCAGUAGCACUGAGGGUGCCACAAUAUCUGUAGAAACGUCUCCAACCAUUUCGACUACUCUAGAAAUCAGCUCAACUGAAAGAGUAAGUGAGGAAAGUUCCACUCCCACUACGCCUGUUGAAAGUACAACUUUUGAGACUUCCUCUUCUGCAAGCUCAACAGAGAGUACAAAUGAGACUCUAACUACCACAGGAGCAAGUACAUAUUCCACAACAUCUGAGGAAUUAUCAACAUUUUCAACUUCUUCUGCUAGUGAGGAAAGUACAAGUGCCUCAUCCUCUGUAACAAGCUUGGAAACAAGCACGAAGACAUCUGAAGACACAACAACAAAACCACUUACAAGUACAACAUAUGAAACUUCCGGAAUGGUGAGCUCAACAACAAGUGUGACAUCGGAGUCUUCCAGUAGCACUGAGGGUGCCACAAUAUCUGUAGAAACGUCUCCAACCAUUUCGACUACUCUAGAAAUCAGCUCAACUGAAAGAGUAAGUGAGGAAAGUUCCACUCCCACUACGCCUGUUGAAAGUACAUCUUUUGAGACUUCCUCUUCUGCAAGCUCAACAGAGAGUACAAAUGAGACUCUAACUACCACAGGAGCAAGUACAUAUUCCACAACAUCUGAGGAAUUAUCAACAUUUUCAACUUCUUCUGCUAGUGAGGAAAGUACAAGUGCCUCAUCCUCUGUAACAAGCUUGGAAACAAGCACGAAGACAUCUGAAGACACAACAACAACGCCACUUACAAGUACAACAUAUGAAACUUCCGGAAUGGUGAGCUCAACAACAAGUGUGACAACGGAGUCUUCCAGUAGCACUGAGGGUGCCACAAUAUCUGUAGAAACGUCUCCAACCAUUUCGACUACUCUAGAAAUCAGCUCAACUGAAAGAGUAAGUGAGGAAAGUACCACUCCCACUACGCCUGUUGAAAGUACAACUUUUGAGACUUCCUCUUCUGCAAGCUCAACAGAGAGUACAAAUGAGACUCUAACUACCACAGGAGCAAGUACAUAUUCCACAACAUCUGAGGAAUUAUCAACAUUUUCAACUUCUUCUGCUAGUGAGGAAAGUACAAGUGCCUCAUCCUCUGUAACAAGCUUGGAAACAAGCACGAAGACAUCUGAAGACACAACAACAACGCCACUUACAAGUACAACAUAUGAAACUUCCGGAAUGGUGAGCUCAACAACAAGUGUGACAACGGAGUCUUCCAGUAGCACUGAGGGUGCCACAAUAUCUGUAGAAACGUCUCCAACCAUUUCGACUACUCUAGAAAUCAGCUCAACUGAAAGAGUAAGUGAGGAAAGUACCACUCCCACUACGCCUGUUGAAAGUACAACUGUGAUAGUAGAGUUUUCAAGUAGCAGUCAGGAUGCCACCAUUUCUCAAGGGACAUCUCCAAUUAUUUUGACUACUCUUGAUAUUACCUCUGGCUUGUCUUCGGGACAUCCUACAACGGCAUCGACCAUUUCUAGUACAACGGAAGUUGUCUCAACAUCUGUUUCAGACAAAUCUAGUAUAGGGUCCACAACAGGAAUACAGGACACAACAGGAGAUUCAACAAGUAUGAUGUCAACUACACAAGUGAACAGUUAA
Saccostrea echinata is the source of this 19743-nucleotide messenger RNA. Its product is annotated as serine-rich adhesin for platelets-like. The record is from RefSeq and is a predicted model, not a curated record. Bases 1 to 19743 code for a protein of 6580 amino acids. The transcript has 5 exons. Lineage: Eukaryota; Metazoa; Mollusca; Bivalvia; Ostreida; Ostreidae.